GUCAGUAUUGAAAACAAAGAAUAUGCAAAGUGUUGUAUUGCUGUUGAUGAUCUUGGUCACUGUUGCGUUUGGUUCCGUCAAGGAGACACCGCAGGAGAUCGUUACCAAGUACAACAACUACCGGACAAUCUGUACUGGACUCGGAUAUCGAAACCUAAGCUGUAACGCGGAAAAAAAAGUGAAACAGACUAUUGCUUUCCAAACAACCCUGAGUAGUAGCCUGCAGAACAUUAAAUCAUACCAGGCAGUUAUAUUUGACACUGUAAAAUUGAACGAAGGAAACGGUUAUGAUAAAACGACAGGUAUUUUUACCGCCCCUGAGGAUGGUGUGUAUACUUUUAGCUGGGCGAUUGCGUCAGCGGGUGGUAAAUAUUUUAUCAGUGAGAUAGCACAUAAUGGAAAGCCCAUAGCUUAUAGCUACUCAGACGGGAGCGGUCGCACAGGUUAUGUUACAUCAUCAAACACUGCCAACAUCAAAAUGAAGAAAGGAGAUAAAGCAGGGAUUAGAGCACAUAAUGGCUACGGCAAAUUUGCUUUGGGUGGAUAUUACUGCACUUUUUCUGGUUUUAAAAUUUAA
This is a messenger RNA of Saccostrea cuccullata (small rock oyster), 577 nucleotides long. RefSeq names its product cerebellin-3-like. The record is from RefSeq and is a predicted model, not a curated record. Bases 23 to 577 code for a protein of 184 amino acids. The transcript is spliced from 3 exons. Lineage: Eukaryota; Metazoa; Mollusca; Bivalvia; Ostreida; Ostreidae. Gene Ontology annotation, molecular function: protein binding.